CCCUCGCUCUGCGGGGCCGUCCCCCGGCUCGGCUGAGGGGAGGGCGCUGACCUCCAGGCGGUGGGAGGUUGGGAGCCGCCGCCGUCCGUGAGGGGAAGGGCCUGGCGUGAGGGGAACGGGCCGCACCGAAACGGUUUAAACCCCUCCUCGGCGCCUGUGGCGAGGGGAAGAGAGAACAGUUUGUCACGGUAACAGAAAGAGCCGGCAUAAAUUGCACAAUGGCAGAAGCUACCGUCUCCCCCCUGAAGCACUUUGUGCUGGCGAAAAGGACAAUCACUGCCAUCUUCGACCAGCUGCUGGACUACGUCACCGAGGGAGCAACUUUUGUGGAAGCAACGUACAGGAACCCAGAGCUUGAACAUGUAGCAACAGAAGAUGAACUAGCAAAAAUACAGGCAUAUAAAAAGAAGUUAGCAGUCAUCGGUGAGGUGCUUUCACGGAGACAUAUGAAAGUGGCAUUUUUUGGCAGAACAAGUAGUGGGAAGAGUUCAGUCAUCAAUGCAAUGCUGUGGGAUAAGGUGCUUCCUAGUGGGAUCGGCCACACCACUAACUGCUUCCUCAGCGUGGAGGGGACAGAUGGAGAUAAGGCUUAUCUUAUGACAGAAGGUUCUGAUGAAAAGAAGAGUGUCAAGACGGUCAAUCAGCUGGCUCACGCGCUUCACAUGGAUAAAGAUUUGAAAGCUGGCUGUCUGGUCCAUGUCUUCUGGCCCAAGUCAAAGUGUGCCCUGCUGAGAGAUGAUUUGGUUUUAGUGGACAGCCCCGGCACAGAUGUCACUACAGAGCUGGACAGCUGGAUUGACAAAUUCUGCUUGGAUGCUGACGUGUUUGUCUUGGUUGCCAAUUCUGAAUCAACUCUCAUGAACACGGAAAAACAUUUUUUCCAUAAAGUGAACGAACGACUUUCCAAGCCCAACAUCUUCAUCUUGAAUAAUAGAUGGGAUGCCUCUGCAUCAGAACCCGAAUACAUGGAAGAUGUGCGCAGGCAGCACAUGGAGCGCUGUCUGACUUUUCUAGUUGAUGAGCUCAAAGUUAUUGAUCCUGUAGAAGCCAGGAAUCGCAUCUUUUUUGUUUCAGCAAAGGAAGUGCUGAGUGCCAGGAGGCAGAAGGCCCAAGGAAUGCCAGAGGGUGGUGGAGCACUUGCUGAAGGGUUCCAAACAAGAUUCCAGGAAUUUCAACAUUUUGAGCAGAUAUUUGAGGAGUGUAUCUCGCAGUCAGCCGUGAAAACCAAGUUUGAGCAGCACACUAUCAGAGCUAAACAGAUAAUAGAUACUGUGAAAAACAUUAUGGACGCCAUAAACGUAGCAGCAGCAGAGAAAAGAGUCCACUCGAUGGAAGAGCGAGAAGAUCAGAGGGACAGGCUGGACUUUGUCCGAAAUCAGCUGAACAUUUUGACAGAAGAUACGAAGGAAAAAAUCAAACGCGUCACCGAGGAAGUGGAAAAUAAAGUCUCCUCUGCCAUGACCGAUGAGAUUUGCCGACUUUCCGUUUUAGUUGAUGAGUUUUAUUCAGAUUUUCACCCUUCUCCUCAAGUAUUGAAGCUCUACAAGACAGAGCUGAACAAACACAUAGAAGAUGGUUUGGGCAGGAACCUGGCUGAUCGUUGCUCCAGUGAGGUCAAUCAGUCGAUGCAUCAGUCGCAGCAGGAGAUGAUUGAAAAUCUGAAACCGCUGUUGCCUUCUGAUGCUCAGAAUCAGCUCCACUUGCUAAUUCCCUGCAGGAGGUUUGACCUUAGCUAUGAUCUGAACUGCCACAGCCUGUGUGCAGAUUUCCAGGAGGAUAUCAUGUUCCACUUCUCCUUGGGUUGGACUUCGCUCGUGAACCGUUUUUUGGGUCCUAAACAAGCCCAGAGAGUGCUCUUGGGACUGGCAGAUCCAAACUUACCGAUCCCACGUCCUUUAGCUGCCACCCCAUCUGCUGCCUCCCUUCCUGCCCUCACCCCGGAGAGCUCGGCCCAGGACGAUUUCAUGGUUCCCCUGGUGAUGAGUUUGGCUUCGCUGACGUCGCGCACCUCCAUGAGCAUCAUCGUUGUUGGCGGAGUGAUCUGGAGAACAGUGGGCUGGAAACUCAUCUCUCUCUCCUUAAGCAUGUACGGGCUGUUGUACCUCUAUGAGAGACUGACCUGGACCACGAAAGCGAAGGAGAGAGCCUUCAAACAGCAGUUUGUGAACUACGCCACCGAGAAGCUGCAGAUGAUCGUCAGCCUCACCAGUGCUAAUUGCAGCCAUCAGGUGCAACAGGAAAUGGCCACCACCUUUGCCCGGCUCUGUCAGCAGGUGGACAUUACCCAGCAAAACCUGGAGAAAGAAAUCGCCAGGCUUUCCAAAGAGAUCGACCAGCUGGAGAACAUCCAGAGCAGCUCCAAGCAGCUGAGAAAUAAAGCCAUUCACCUUGAGAAUGAACUAGACGGCUUUACAAAGCAUUUUCUUCAGAAGAGUAAAUAAAGCAUCGUUGCUGACUUUCCUGGUGAUCCUUUGUAGGACAAAGUAGGAAAUUUUACAGAUUACACUUCUCCUCUGUGGAGUCACAUGAAAUGAUUUAUAUUUUAAAUGUUACUUUGAUGACACUUGUUUAAUUACUGUAAAACUGGGAGGGUGAAGCGAAGGGAAGAGGUGUGGUGUCUGAGUGCUAUGUUAGUUUGGCGGAUUUUUGAGUUAAAAAAUUACCUUUAAACAAACACUAAAAUUCUUUGGGCACUUAAUAAAAACCAAUUAAGGAUUUGGGUUUUUUAAUUAGUAUGUAGUGGUGGCAGGUCUGGCUUCCUGGCAUCCAGGAGCUGGUGCAGGGAGAGAGAGCUCAUCACGGCCUCGCCGGCUCCUCUUCUCCGUCACUCAGGAAUUAGCCAGGGAUGGAGGAGGAUUUUUGUGUGUGUUUGUGUGUAAUGAAGGGAAAUAGAAGCUCUAGCACGAGGUGAGGACUUUUGGAAGCAGAUGAGAUGGGGCUGGGCAGAGGUUCCUCUUCCUCAAAUGGAGUGGAAGAUGGUCAUUCGCUGAUGAAAGGCGCUGGUUUCCCCUCUGGCUGCCACUCAGUAAGUAAAAAUCAACUUAUUUGACCAAAUUUGGCAGAUUUCUGACAGUUGAUGAAGCGGUGAAAGGGUCAGUGGCUGGACCCCAGGCUGAGGUGUCACUGUCACCAGGUUCUGGUGCCCAGGGGUGGGAGAAGGGGCCCAGCUGGUGGCCUUGGCUGGUGAUGAGAGCUCUGGGGGGGCCGGGGGGUGUGGGGCUGGAACCCAGAGCUGCCCUGGGGUCUGCCCUCGGGGGGAGCAGCUUCACCUCCAGCAGCACAAAGCCUCUUUUUUUUUAAAAAAAAAAACAAACCACAACUAUAUGUUUUUUGCUGUUGCCAUCUGCAAUCAUUUAACACCUUUUUUUUUUUUUUUUUCUAACUAGACUUUUAUCAAAAGUAACUUAUUUUAAAAGAGAAAGCCUUUUCGGAAUAUUUCUAUAUUUUUACGGCAGCGUUAACACGACUCAAUGAAAUAUGCAGCUUUAAAAACUGAGCUGUGGGGAUUUGCUAUUUCCAGUAAUUAAGGGCUAUUUUAAAUAGAUGUAAGAUCUGAUGCUGGAGGCAGGUAACGGUGGGGAGCUCGGGGACGCUGCUGUCACCGCGCUGUCACCUGCUGCUUGGUCCUGAGGCUCUGGGGUUUGGGGGGAAACUGUGAAAUCCAGGACUGAGGAGGAGCCCGGCCUUUGUGUGGGAGAGGGGGGUUUCAUGCUCUUCUUCUGGAGCACUUUUGUGGAGUUGCAUGUGUUCUGCAGCUAUUUAUUAAAAAGAAAUCCUACCCCUUG
Calidris pugnax (ruff) is the source of this 3785-nucleotide messenger RNA. RefSeq names its product mitofusin 1 (gene MFN1). NCBI's taxonomy places the organism in Eukaryota, Metazoa, Chordata, Aves, Charadriiformes, Scolopacidae. The record is from RefSeq and is a predicted model, not a curated record. Gene Ontology annotation, biological process: mitochondrion localization; mitochondrial fusion. Gene Ontology annotation, molecular function: GTPase activity; GTP binding. Bases 219 to 2441 code for a protein of 740 amino acids. The transcript has 18 exons. Gene Ontology annotation, cellular component: mitochondrial outer membrane.